Fusarium vanettenii 77-13-4 is the source of this 2029-nucleotide messenger RNA. RefSeq lists its product as uncharacterized. Gene Ontology annotation, cellular component: cytosol. The record is from RefSeq and is a predicted model, not a curated record. Gene Ontology annotation, molecular function: transaminase activity; pyridoxal phosphate binding. Lineage: Eukaryota; Fungi; Ascomycota; Sordariomycetes; Hypocreales; Nectriaceae. The transcript has 4 exons. Bases 35 to 1468 code for a protein of 477 amino acids.
CUUCAUUCAACCUGCCCAUCAACAAACAGGCACAAUGUGGUCCACAAGCCGGCGGCGAGCCACCAACACCAUCACAAGAUGCACGCUCCAAACCAUCAAGACCAAAUACCCCCAGAGCCUACGAGCUUCCGUCUCCACCCUCCACGCCAAGAUAAACAGCCCACCACCACGAAUUGUCAAGAGCCAGGGUAUCUGGCUCGAAACCCAAGAAGGCCAUCGCAUUCUGGACGGAUCUUCAGGCGCAUCUGUCGUGUCCAUCGGCCAUAAUGAUCCUCGCGUCAAGAAGGCCAUCACUGCCCAGCUGGACAAAGUGGCAUACUGCUACAACCCAUUCUUCACUACCGAGGCUGCUGAGAAUAUCUCUCGGUUCCUGACAGACUCGACCAAUGGCGCCAUGUCCAAGGUCUUUAUCGUCAGCUCAGGGACCGAGGCUGUCGAGGCGGCUCUCAAAAUCGCACGCCAGUAUUUCACGGAGCUACCCGCACCACAGCCCUCAAGAACAAAAUUCAUCGCACGGAAGCAAUCCUACCAUGGGAACACACUCGGUUCUCUGGCUGCCGGUGGCCACAAGUCUCGUCGCGGCAUCUAUGAACCCAUACUGUCCACCAGCUUCUCCCACGUGUCCCCGUGUUACCCUUACCGAGAGAUGAAGGAGGGAGAGACAGAGCAGCAAUAUGUCGCUCGACUCGCCAAGGAGUUGGACGAUGAGUUUAAGCGUGUUGGUCCGGAUACUGUUUGUGCCUUUAUCGCUGAGACGGUGUCUGGAACAUCGCUGGGAUGCAUGCCAGCAGUUCCAGGUUACUUCAAGGCCAUGAAAGAGGUCUGCGACCGACACGGCGCUCUUCUAAUCCUCGACGAAGUCAUGUCUGGUAUGGGUCGUGUGGGCACACUCCACGCCUGGGAGCAAGAGAGCGUUGUUCCCGAUCUCCAAACCAUUGCCAAGGGUCUCGGUGCGGGUUACAUGCCUAUUGGUGCUUUACUCGUCGGCAACAAGGUUGCAGACGCUUUGGGGAAGGGCUCGGGCAGCUUCAUGCACAGCCAAACUUAUCAAGGCCACCCAGUCGCUUGUGCUGCUGCCUUUGCUGUUCAGUCCGUCGUGAAGGAGGAUAAUCUGCUUCAAAAUUGCCAGGAAAUGGGAGAACUGCUGGGCAAGAGUCUGAAAGAGAAGAUUGGCGGACACAAGAAUGUUGGGGAUGUGCGAGGGCGUGGCCUUUACUGGGGUUUGGAGUUUGUCCGUGACAAGAAGACGAAAGAGUCGUUCCCAGUGAAGGAUGGAAUUGCGAUGAAGGUACACAAGGCUGGCCUGAGCCCUGAGCAUGGAGUCUCUCUUAUUCCGGCCACUGGAAACGUUGAUGGUGUUCAGGGAGACAUGGUUGUCAUCUCACCUCCAUUCACAAUCACAAAGGAAGAGAUCAAGUUGCUGGUCGGCAAGGUGGAAAAGGCUGUCACUUCUGUACUAGGGGUAUAGGAUUCGCAUUAAUUCUAUCAAAAUGACCUCAAGAAACGACCGUUUCCAAUGCAAUCUGACCCUUACUGUUCUGUGUACCAGUCAAAUCUACAUAAUCAGAGCCUGCGUCGGUCCACCCAGCAUGCUCGUCCAUCGGAUCGAAGAUUGUGAUGCCCAAAUCUCCUUGACCUGAUCUAUAGCCCGGAGGAUAUUCCAGCAACCAGUCGUAUUAUGUAGCGAUUCAAGUUUCUGCAGAAAAAAAUCUCGAUGGGCAACUGUUGAGCUCUCGGCUGCCAUGAUAAAGUACGGCCAAGCAAGAAGGUGUAAGCCGACAAUGUCGAUGUAAGCAUCCACCUCCUCGAUAGCACGUUUAAACCUUUCAAUCAUGGGAACCGUUUCUUCAGCUGGGGGGUUGAAGAUUGCUCGCUGCACAUAUAUGUCGCAGGCCCAGGUCGUCAGGUCCGCCAACUGCAAGAUGAGCCCCUCCAGCUCAGGAUGGAAUUGUAGACACCAGGGUAUGAAGCCCAGACAAGCUUGUUGCUGUGCUUGGAUGAAUUGUGCGCCGUUGGUUUCGUUGAAGAG